Rhopalosiphum maidis (corn leaf aphid) is the source of this 1692-nucleotide messenger RNA. It is a transcript of the gene IntS14, whose product is annotated as integrator complex subunit 14. The record is from RefSeq and is a predicted model, not a curated record. The coding region runs from base 242 to 1666 and encodes 474 amino acids. Gene Ontology annotation, biological process: snRNA 3'-end processing. Gene Ontology annotation, cellular component: integrator complex. The transcript has 8 exons. NCBI's taxonomy places the organism in Eukaryota, Metazoa, Arthropoda, Insecta, Hemiptera, Aphididae.
AACAUGUUAAUUGUAUUUAUUAUGCGUGUGAUAAGAAUCGAAAAUCAGUUCUGUUGAAUAGAAAAUAGAUAAAUAAUAAAUAAUAUUUGAAUAACUAUUAACUAAUGCCUUUAACUUUUUUGGCUAGUACAAUAAGUAGACGAUACUUGAUAGUUUGGACAUUUUGGUAUUGGUACUGUAUGAUAUUAUAACAGUCAUUUUUAUGCUUUUGUAGGUAUUGUGACUACGGCCGACCUAAACAAUGGCCACUGUCAUAGCCAUCGAUCUGUCUGUAUCCAUGCUCAGGGAUAUUAAAAUCAAAGAUACCAAAGAGUCCUUUACGUUGCUACAGUUGGCCACACACGGUGUCAAUGUUUUACUGGACUAUUUAGCCAUACACUCCAAACUAGAGUUUGUUGCUGUUGUUACAUUUUCUUCCACUUGUGAUGUUUUGUGUUCAUUUACUCGUGAUUAUGACUUAAUUAAAGCAAAAAUCACUCAAUUAGAGUUUAGGACCAACACAUGUUAUCCACCUGUAAUACAGACUAUUAAUUGUUUAGUCCAUAGUGAAUGGUCUAACUCUGUAACCUGUCAAGUUAUUAUGAUUACUGAUGGUAACUGUUAUGAAGGUCUCCGGAAACCAGAUAUGACUCCAUUUCUAUUUCCUGGAAAAUUAAUAGUUGUUCCCCUGGAUCAAGUGUCAUCACUUUACAAAAAUAAUUAUGACUCAAACAAACUUCCAAAUGGUCUUGGUUAUAUAACUUCACCUGAAUUACCUUUAACUCCAUUGUCUGUUGCUAAAGUUUUUGAAAAAAUUGCUAAAGAAACAUAUGUACCUUACAGUGCCGUAUUACGAUGUGGGAAUUUAAAGUCAGAUGUUCAUUUGAUUCCCCCUCCUAUGUCUUACACAAAAGCUGCGGAUUUUGAAAUAAUGACUUGUUGUAUUUCAAGUGAACUAAAUAUAAUUGGAUUUUUAGAGUCCUCAAAAGUAGAAUGUCCAGCAACUCUAUCCCGUCAUCUUAUUUUACCUCAACGAAUUUUAGAUGAAUCCACAGAGACUAAUGAAGCAUCUGCAAAAACUCCCUCAUUCUGUGUGUUAUUACAUGGUGCUUUAAAAGUAGAAAAUAUGACAGCUGUUUGUCAGUUAAGCUCUAAUUGGUAUGGAUUAUUAGUUAGUUGGGCAGACAAUAAAAAAAAAUCAAAUUUAAUGUUAAUUAUUCUUGAACCUGGUACAAAUGCUAUCCCUUGGUUAGGCGAUAUACGAAAUCUUACAUUAUCACCUACAGAAUUAUGUAAAUCAGAUGUUGAUGAAACACAACCAAUUAAAACUCCUGAUAAACGUAGUUACAACCAAUCUCAGUUGGUGUGGAUUAAAGAAGCUGGUCUUCAAGCAGAUAUUCAGAAAAUUUUAAGACAAGCAAGAAAAAUGCCAGAUAAAAUUCCAAGUUUUUAUAAGGAAUUAAAUCGAAUUCGAAAAGCUGCAAUCGCUUACAGCUUCAAUGACUUAUUAACCAGUAUUGCUGACUUAUUGGAUAUAGAAUGCAGCAAUUUACCAAAUGGUACUCAUCCAGAUUGUGCAUUACAAUUAUCCCAUGCUGCUAUGGAAUUGCGAAAACCUCUUGCUAUGGAUCCCAAACUCACAAUUGCUCCUAUGAUAACAAAAUAUGCUCAACAUGACCUUAUGUAAAAUUCAUUAAAUAAUACAAUAUUUUA